Messenger RNA from Phialemonium atrogriseum, 1504 nucleotides. RefSeq names its product putative voltage-gated potassium channel subunit beta. The coding region runs from base 228 to 1283 and encodes 351 amino acids. NCBI's taxonomy places the organism in Eukaryota, Fungi, Ascomycota, Sordariomycetes, Cephalothecales, Cephalothecaceae. The transcript has 5 exons. The record is from RefSeq and is a predicted model, not a curated record.
GGUAGGUAUACUUGCUUGAUACACAUUACACACUCGCAAGCAGAGGGAGGGGGCUUGAACCCCCGCCUCCGGUCUUCCCGCCGAUGACAUAUAUUAAGCUGUGCCUCUCUCGUCUCUGCGUGAUUUUCAUAUUUGAACGAAGGAGGCCAUACGUUUAUUCGAACGCAGACGUUGACAGUCAGCUCUAAACGACAGCGAAGCAGUAAACCGCACAGUUUGCAGUCACAAUGGCGUGGUCAGAACCCAGGAAGACUGGCAUGCUCUACCGCAAGCUUGGGAAUUCAGGACUCCAUGUAUCAGUUCUCGGCUUGGGAGGUUGGCUCACUUUCGGAGGACAUGUUGAGAAUGAUCUCACAUUUGCAUGCAUGAAGCAGGCUUAUGACUGCGGUAUCAACUUCUUCGACACUGCCGAGGGCUACGCUGGCGGCCAGUCCGAGGUUGUUAUGGGGCAGGCCAUCAAGAAGUUUGGAUGGAAGCGUAACGACAUAGUAGUGACCACAAAGAUCAACUGGGGCGCGGCCAAUGGCGAGGUGCUGGUCAACAACCACGGCCUAUCGCGGAAGCACGUGGUCGAGGGCCUGCGUGCCUCCUUGGCCCGGCUCGAUCUCGAAUACGUCGAUAUUGUAUAUGCGCACCGACCGGACCGGCUGACACCGAUGGAGGAGACGGUGCGCGCCUUCAACCACGUCAUCGAGCGCGGCUGGGCGUUCUACUGGGGAACUAGUGAGUGGAGCGCCGACGAGAUCGCAGAGGCUUGCGGUAUCGCCCGCGAGCUACACCUCAUCCCGCCCGUCGUCGAGCAGCCUCAGUAUAACGUGCUGGAGCGGCGCCGCGUCGAGGACGAGUACCAGCGGCUGUACGAGAGGUUCGGCCUCGGCCUGACCGUCUUUAGCCCUCUCAAGCUGGGCCUGCUGAGCGGGAAGUACAAUGGUUCGCCGGACAAGCCGCCCGCGGGGUCUCGCUUCGCCGAGAGUAACGACGAUUUCAGCAACAUGGUGCGGGAGUCUUGGUAUGGCAAUGAUGAGUGGAGGUCAGCAGUCAGCAAGGUUAUCAAGCUGAAGCCAAUCGCGGACGGGCUAGGCGUGACGCAAGCGCAGAUGGCACUUGCCUGGUGUCUCAAAAAUGAGCGCGUCUCCUCUGUCAUCACGGGCGCGUCAAGGCCAGAACAGGUCUUGGAGAACGUCCAGGCCUUGAAGGUCCUUGACAAGCUUACCCCCGAAAUCAUGGCUCAAAUCGACGAAAUCGCGGGCAAGGUCGAGCUAGCACCGGCGAGGCAAGGCUGAAACCGGCUUCUACGCAUAGGUAGAUAGUGGUGCUUGGGUAUAACGGAGGAGGACUCGCCCCUAUUGAUUGGGUGGCGAUUUUGUGCUCCGAGUAUAUUAAACCAGUACGUAAUUACUGCCUAGUUGAGAAAAGCCGUCCGCCAAUUUUACCUAUAUAACCAUGCUUAUCCCUGCCAAUUUACCCUCGAGCAUUGGUCAGUGCGUUUUGGGAGGGGAUCGCA